Messenger RNA from Sclerotinia sclerotiorum 1980 UF-70, 246 nucleotides. RefSeq lists its product with no specific name. The transcript has 3 exons. NCBI's taxonomy places the organism in Eukaryota, Fungi, Ascomycota, Leotiomycetes, Helotiales, Sclerotiniaceae. Bases 1 to 246 code for a protein of 81 amino acids. The record is from RefSeq and is a predicted model, not a curated record.
AUGGAUAGUUACUACUACUAUCACCGUCACGCAAAGCGGAUGCAUAAAACGGUGUACAAGCCAACACAUCUAUCUCUGCUCGCUUUCGCUUCUAUACGAGAUAAAUUAAUUCCCAAGGAAAGUGGGAGAAGAGUGCAGGAUGAGAAAAGUGCAAGAUCCAAAGAUCUCCCUCGUACUAAAUUAAGUCUCUCUAUGGUGCAUAAUAUCAAUAAUACUACCUGGAAGCACGAUACACCUUACACCUAA